Molecule: messenger RNA, 279 nt
Organism: Ostertagia ostertagi
Lineage: Eukaryota; Metazoa; Nematoda; Chromadorea; Rhabditida; Trichostrongylidae
Source: the annotation of a GenBank genome assembly
AUGAAAUCCUUGGUGCUCGCUCUGCUUGUCUGUGCCUUGUUCGGCACAGCGCUCUCGUGCGACAAAUUCCAGAAAUACAUGGAAAUGUUCUGCAAGUAUCCCGGCGAGGCCAACAUGUGUCUGACGAGCAACGCGCUCUCUUACAAAGCGUCGUGCUGUGCAAGCAAGGGUGGAUGCAAUUCAAGAGAGUUUCCCAAGGAUAAGGUCUGCUGUUUCACACAAGCAUGUCUGGAUCGCUGCUAUCCCGGAAAAGGUCAUCGCAUGGGAACUGUGUACUGA